This is a messenger RNA of Contarinia nasturtii (swede midge), 912 nucleotides long. Its product is annotated as histidine triad nucleotide-binding protein 3-like. The coding region runs from base 220 to 636 and encodes 138 amino acids. Lineage: Eukaryota; Metazoa; Arthropoda; Insecta; Diptera; Cecidomyiidae. The record is from RefSeq and is a predicted model, not a curated record. The transcript has 3 exons. Gene Ontology annotation, molecular function: catalytic activity.
CAAACGCACACAUACAAUCAACAACUCGUAUCACAUCCACAUUCCCGUACACAAAUCCAAUCGCAUGUGAAGGGCUCAUGAAUUUCUGGUAUUUCAGUGUCAAGAUCGAUGUUGAAUAAAAUAAUGUAAAUAACUACACAUUCAGCCGCAUAAGUAGAGAAUUCUCUCUAUUUUGUUUCGAUUUCAAGUGCCUAAAUUAAAAAUAGAUGAUUUUUUAAAAUGUCUUGCAUUUUUUGUCAUAUCGCUGCUGGCAAAAGCGAUACAACCCUCAUCGAAUAUGAAAAUGACAAUAUUGUCAUUUUUAAAGAUAUUCGACCAGCAUCGGAUUUCCAUUAUUUGGCCGUUCCCAAAAAACACAUGAAAAAUGUUCGCUCGUGCACUCUUAACGACAAAGAUUUAAUUAUUGAGAUGAAAAACGAACUUCGAAAUUUUUUGAACACAAAAAAUGUAAAUCUUGAUGAUGUUUCGUAUGGUUUUCAUUGGCCACCAUUCACCAGUAUUGAUCAUUUGCAUUUGCAUGCAAUCGCACCAGCUUCGAAAAUGGGGUUUAUCCAACGCAUCGUUUUUAAGCCAAUCGAUAUGUGGUAUUGUUCGCCGGAAUAUGUGCUUGCUAACCUAAAACCAGCACCUGAAUAAUGAUGUCGUUUCCAGAAAAUGUAUUGACAUGUUGCCAAUUCGUCUUUAAGAGUGAAAGAGAACGAAGACUUUGUAAAAGUACAAAAAGCAACAGAACGACAAGAAUUGUUAUAUUGUAAGUCGUCUAGUGUUGUUGUUCUCUUGCUGUCUGGUUGUUUCUUAACAAAUUUUCAAGUUUAUACGCUUGUUCAAAUUAUUAUUCUAUUUUUAUUUGUUCCUCUUCAAAUUUCGAUUCAAAUUGUUAAUUUAUGAUAAAAUGAAAUAAAUAGCUUGUCA